Molecule: messenger RNA, 525 nt
Organism: Mytilinidion resinicola
Lineage: Eukaryota; Fungi; Ascomycota; Dothideomycetes; Mytilinidiales; Mytilinidiaceae
Exons: 1
Coding region: 108-404 (98 amino acids)
Source: RefSeq, a predicted model, not a curated record
GGCCGCCGAUUCGCUGGCCCGGAAAAUCUGGCGGGCCGAGCAGCUUGUUUCGCAUUAGCCGCACCAUCUGGCUCCACCCACAGCGAGCAGGGGUCGAUUGGUGAAGGAUGCCCGUCCGUCGUCGCUGCGAGAGACACCGCUCUCCACGUCGUCGUCGCCCACAGCCAGUUUCAACCUCUCGGACUCCACCGCGUUCGGUAGGUUACAUCCCAUCAUCGGCGGCGCAAGAGGACUGGCCGCCGGGAAGCGCCUUUCCGUGCUGCACCUCAAGUGUGCUCCGCGCGAGGAGAAGAGCGAGUCCUACUGGUGAUACAGCAGUCCGUCGAGUCAGACUUCUUCCUCUGGUGAGUACCUGGAUGGACCCCUCAGCCGCAACAUUCGUAAGCUUUUUGCGCCACACCUAAAGUCGCUAUCCCAACCGACUGUCUCAUAAUGGGGCUGGUGCCUAAAGAAACAACGAGGUAACCAUCUUGCUCAAGCUCCUCUUCAUUUAGUUGUUGUAGAGUGCUUUAUGCGUUGUAGAUG